Messenger RNA from Cutaneotrichosporon oleaginosum, 1287 nucleotides. RefSeq lists its product as uncharacterized. Gene Ontology annotation, biological process: purine nucleotide biosynthetic process; 5-phosphoribose 1-diphosphate biosynthetic process; ribonucleoside monophosphate biosynthetic process. Lineage: Eukaryota; Fungi; Basidiomycota; Tremellomycetes; Trichosporonales; Trichosporonaceae. The record is from RefSeq and is a predicted model, not a curated record. Gene Ontology annotation, molecular function: ribose phosphate diphosphokinase activity; magnesium ion binding. Gene Ontology annotation, cellular component: ribose phosphate diphosphokinase complex; cytoplasm.
GUUUUUCCUACAAUCCACCACCCACUUCAUUGUCUGCAACGCAUCUGCAGCAGCCGCUGUUCUCCGUCCCCGUCUUCGUCGUCCUCGACAUCGACUCGACCACCCCCUCUCUGCCACAACUCCGGACCAUCGUCCGUAGCCCGCGCUAGCAGUGAAACUCCGGCCUCGGACGGACACUCCACUUUGCCGCUCUGCCUCCACCUUCCAAAAUUCGGCCCACUCACCGCCCAUCCUCUUGUGACUGUCACCAACCGCACCAACUGUACAACAUGGCCGCCGCCGCCUACCCCUCCAUCAAGCUCUUCACGGGCACCUCCCACCCCGAGCUCGCCCAGCUCGUCGCCAAGCGUCUCGGUAUCCCGAUCGCCAAGGCCAACGUCUCGCAGCCCCCCUCGGGCGAGACCAAGGUCACGAUCGUCGAGAGCGUCCGUGACUACGAUGUUUACAUCCUUAACACUGGCGCCGGCGCCGUCAACACCUCGCUCAUGGAGCUCUGCAUCAUGAUCCAUGCGUGCAAGAUUGCCAGCGCUCGCCGCAUUACGGCCAUCAUUCCGCACUUCUUCUACGCACGCCAGGACAAGAAGGACAAGUCGCGCGCCCCCAUCACGGCCAAGCUUGUUGCCAACAUGCUCCGCCAGUCGGGAUGCGACCACGUUAUCACCAUGGACCUGCACGCGUCUCAGAUCCAGGGCUUCUUUGACGUUCCCGUGGACAACCUCUACGCCGAGCCCUCGAUGAUCCACUACAUCAGGAAUAACCUCGACGUGUCCAACUGUGUGAUCGUCUCCCCCGAUGCUGGCGGUGCCAAGCGUGCGACAUCGAUCGCCGACCGCCUCAACGUCGACUUUGCCCUCUUCCACAAGGAGCGCAAGCGCGCGAACGAGGUCUCGCGUAUGGUCCUUGUCGGCAGCGUCAAGGGCAAGGUGGCCAUCCUCGUCGACGACAUGGCCGACACUUGCGGCACGCUCGGCCUGGCCGCGCGCAACCUUCUUGACGCGGGCGCGCUCAAGGUCUACGCGUUCACUACGCACGGCAUUCUCGGCGGCCCCGCACUCAAGGUCAUCGAGGAGAGCGGCCUCGAAAAGCUCGUGAUCACCAACACGCUUCCCCAGGCGGAGAAGGCGGCGCAGUGCGCCAAGCUCGAGGUCGUCGACAUCUCGCCUGUCUUGGCCGAGACCAUCCGCCGCAGCCACUUUGGCGAGUCGGUCUCAUACCUCUUCCACGAGGUUCCCUUCGGCAACGGGAUCUAGAGUGUACAGUAGCUGUGUCAGAUGCAUCUUGUUGGUA